Molecule: messenger RNA, 492 nt
Organism: Colletotrichum fioriniae
Lineage: Eukaryota; Fungi; Ascomycota; Sordariomycetes; Glomerellales; Glomerellaceae
Source: RefSeq, a predicted model, not a curated record
AUGAAGUCCAUCAUCAUCGCAGCCGCCAUCUCGGGCGCCCUCGCCUCCCUCAACUGCACGGCCACAGCCGAUGUCAAGACUUACUGCUGCCCGGACACCAAGUCCGAGCUCGUCAAGACUGGACCCGCGGGUGCCCUCAUCAUGAUGGGUUGUGCGGCCGACAACACCAAUAAGUACAUCGCAGUCCUCCGGACCAUGAACAAUAGCUCUGAGACCUACUCGACCCAAUUUAAAGAUUGCUACCUCAACACCAUCCCAUUCAACGACCUCAAGGUCCUCCCCGACUGCAAGGACGAUACCUACGUCCUCGACCUUACCCGCGGCAAGUCCGGACCCCUCGAUAAAUGUAACCCCAACUGCGUCAGCCAGAACAAGUUCCCGGCCAACACCUACUUUGGCGACCGGCAGAAGGAGACCAAUAUGGCGUCUGAUUUCCCGCGUCCUAAUCCCAGCCCGGGAUGGCCUUGGGCUCGUAGAGGGCGCAGGGUCUAG